AGCAAGUCACAUAAUAAAAAAUCUCAAAUCAAAGACAGCAGAUGAAAAAUUAUAUCAUAUUUAAGUAGUAACAAAAGAAAGGAUUGAAGAAACAUAAGUAAUAUCAAAGCACUCGAGGUAGUUGUGAGGUGUGUGACCUUUUGAAAACACUGGCUCACAGUUUAAGUCUCACAAAUCAUCACAUGAUUUACUAUCAUUUUCAAACUUUAAAGGAGGCGGUGAGAGGAGCGAGAAGUUCAUUUUAAUAACCGGAUUUCCAUUUGAAAACGCGCUGACUGAUGUGCAAUGACCAAGCCGGAAUGAAGAGUUGAAGAAGAUAUAAUGUGAAAUAUAUUAUAUCUGCACCGAUCACGUGUGUGCACUUGUGGGUGAGCGAAGCAACGUAAAACUGGCAUAACCUGAAUGGAGUUUGGUGCCGGUGGCUGCGGCGACAGAAACACAGAUUUAACCUCAACUUUAAAACACGUUGUAGAUUCAAUAAACACUGGUUUUAAUAGUUGCGUGUGUAUAUGAAGGGGAAACUGACAAAAUUUAGAUGAUCGUGGAAUCUCGCGGGUAAAAUGACUGAAGAGCGAUCCAUGCCUCCCGAUGAAAUGCAGAAUAACCAGCAGCCGACAUGGGCAGUUUUCCUUCGGAGACGCCUGCAGGGUUUCCAGGGAAUCGAGGCUCCACCUUUUCGAGCGGUUCAGUGACCUCAGCAGUGGGUUGGACCGUGAGGGUGGGAUCUCCAGGCUUCCAGAGAGAGAGAGAGAAAGAGAGCGAGAGAGAGAGAGCGAGCUCCAGCCCCGUGUGUUCCUGCCUCUCUCUCUCUCUCUCUGAGGAUCUAUGCGGCUUCAUCGGUAGCACACACGGACUGCUUGUACCUUUCACACCCGCAGAAAAGGCCUUCCCCACCGGACCUGGACCUCCUUUAUUUUCUUCCUACAUGCGCCUCCAAUCGGAAUAAUUAAUAGAGGAAUGUGGAAAUUACAGAAUGCCCACCAGCGCUGGAAAGAGAUUUAAACCCACCAAAUACAUCCCGGUGUCCACUGCUGCCACACUGCUCGUGGGGUCCACCACUUUAUUUUUCGUUUUCACUUGCCCCUGGUUGACUAAGGUGAUCUCUUCCGCUGUGCCUCUCUACAAUGGCGUGGUCUUCCUCUUCGUUUUGGCCAACUUCAGUAUGGCGACCUUCAUGGACCCUGGUGUUUACCCCAGAGCCGACGAGGACGAGGACAAGGAUGAUGACUUCAGGGCACCGCUCUACAAGAACGUGGAGAUCAAGGGCAUCCAGGUCCGGAUGAAGUGGUGCGCCACCUGUCACUUCUACAGGCCGCCUCGGUGCUCGCACUGCAGCGUCUGUGACAACUGUGUGGAGGACUUUGACCACCACUGUCCCUGGGUGAACAACUGCAUUGGACGGAGGAACUACCGCUACUUCUUCCUCUUCCUGCUCUCUCUGACCAUCCACAUGGUUGGAGUUUUUUCCUUCGGCCUCAUCUUUGUCCUUCACCACAGAGAGAGGCUGGGAACGCUGCACACCACCGUCACUAUGGUGGUGAUGUGUAUAGCGGGGCUUUUCUUCAUUCCAGUUAUGGGGCUCACAGGCUUCCAUAUGGUGCUCGUGGCUCGAGGUCGAACAACCAAUGAACAGGUGACUGGAAAGUUUCGUGGAGGAGUGAAUCCCUUCACCAGGGGUUGCUGUGGCAAUGUGGAGUAUGUCUUAUGUAGUCCUCUGGCACCGAGGUACACGCUGGACCCCAGAAAAAAGCCCCCCAUCAAAAUCCAGCCCCCGUUCAUCAGACCAGAUUUCUCAGACCGACAGGUAACCAUUGUGGUCAGUGACAACGGCGUCCGCAGCACCAUCGUCAGCUCCAAGUCCAAAAGCAGCCUGGACGGCCUGGAUGAAAAAGAAACCCAGCCACCGCUGCCGCCCAAAGCUGACAGGUACAACCAGCUGAAAGGCCAGAUCAUCUCCGGUGAAGAGAGUUCUCUUUCUGGUAAAACCCACCCGUCCACUCCAGCCAUGUACAGAUUCAGGCCGUCUUUCGGCACCAUGCCGAAAGUCCACUACCACGCUGCUGGAGAGAAGAUUGUCAUGCCAGAUGAUCAGAAGACAUCAGCCAUCUUGGAAGAGGGUGUCCGUGGUCACGACUACCGAUCCGAGCCAAACCUCGACCUGCCUGAGUACACCAACACUCCCCUCCACCGCACCUUCCAGUCCUCUCCCCUCCAGCUGGACUCCGACCCCAUCAACUCCCACUCGCUCAGCCUGAAGCAAGGUCACCCCCGGCCGCAGAAGGGCCAGCUCCCGGCCCUGCAGCCGCAUACAGUCACAUCCACCCCCUACAAGAGUGUCUUCUCACCCAACACACUCUCCAACCGUAACGGCAGUCUGUCCUACGACAGCCUGCUCAACCCCAGCAUCUCCCCAGCCGCUGCCAGUGAAUGCAUGGCCCAUCGUGGUAUGCCCUCCAUGGGGUUCCACUCGCCCUACCUGCCCACCAAAAUGUGCCACAUCCGGGAACCUGAAAUGCAGAGGCAGCAGGUUGCCCCUGCCUACAGUCCAGUAAUGGCACCCAGAAGGGUGGGCAGGCAAUCACCUCACCCAAGGGACAGGGACAGGGACCCAUCCCCUGUGCGCUAUGAUAACCUCUCCCAGACCAUCAUGGCCUCCAUCCAGGAGCGAAAGGAGACAGAGGAGAGGGAGAAGCGGCAGAUGCUGCAUGGGCGAUCCCAGACUCACAUCUAUGCGCAGGACUCUGGUGUGUUUGAUGGGGGCUAUGUUCAAUCCCACAACGCUUGCUAUCCAGAUGGUCCUCGUGGCCCCAGUUCCAGGGGCCCAACACCCCCAGCCUAUGGAGGCUCCAGGGACAACCUGAUGGGGGUCGGGCUGUUGAGCUAUGGCCAGCGAACCCCUGUGCUGCGCCAUGCUGGCUCCACGCUGGGCCGCGCCCCUAGGACUUCCUCCACCUCCCUGCACAAUGAUCACAGUAGCACCAACAGCAGCCAGAGCAGGGCCACUGGCUCUGAGGGCCUCUAUCGCUCCCCGGCCCACCAGCCCCACUCCCCUGCUAUGCCCCGAUCUCCCUCCUACGCUCAUCAGAAAUACUCCUUCAUCGGUGCCCAUGAGAGGAUGGACUCACCUCGUCUGGGGGGCCCAAGAGAGGCCAUGAAAGUUAACGGGCAGAUGGACUGCCACCCCGGUACCCAGGGUGCCAACCUCAGCCCCAGUCGCCAUAGUAACGUCAAAAAGGUGACAGGCGUAGGGGGCACCACGUAUGAGAUAUCAGUGUGAGCAUGGACGCCACAUCCACCUCCGACCACAACAAACAGCCACUCUGUCACAAAGAGAUACUUCUUCUCUGUUACUUUUGUGUCUUGAUAACAGCCAGUCAGGGGCACACAGCGCUCUGUGAUUUUGGAGAUAUUGUCCAAUCAGAGGACCUGUCUGCUCUUGUGUAGGUCUGUCUGGCCAAAAUGCCUGUGUGUGUGUGUGUGUGUGUGUGUGUGUGUGUGUGUGUGUGUGUGUGUGUGUGUGUGUGUGUGUGUGUGUGUGUGUGUGUGUGUGUGUGUGUGUGUGUGUGUGUGUGUGUGUGAGUACCCGAGGGAUGGGUCGUCAGUGGAUACUGCUGCAGUCUGUGCUGUAUGUCCAAGGAGUGUUGUCAUUACAUUUUUGUGGCUUGUCACCUUUGUUGUAAGAGUGGACCGUCCAAUGAGAUUGUCAAUGUUAUAACCGUUGUCUCUCAGAUGAAGCAUACGUGCAACAAACAAAUCAAUAAAACACUGACCACCUCACCACGGCCCGCUGUGAGAGGAGACUUAAUGUCAACUCACCUCAAGAAGCCAAGGUGCUUCACGUUAACCUGUACUGUUCAAGUCGUCUUCAGCUCAAGGGGUGGCGCUGUGCAGCUUUGAGGACGGAUGAGUUAGAUUAACGAGAGAUUGUGAGAAAGUAUUUUUAGAUCAUGUCUGGUGGCUACGUUCCAAAUUCACUGAGAACGGUUUCCUUCAACUGCAACUCCCACCUUUGUGCAACAUAAUUCUCUCAGGAAUGAAUGCAAGCGCAGCGGAGAGGGUGGAAUAUGAUGUUACGUUCAUGAAUCAUGAAUGUCUUUUUCUUUGUCUCAGUCCAGUGCAGAUAUUGAUCCCUCUUUAGGUGCAGUACAUCAUGGUGGGCUUCUAUUAGUUUCAGUGAGGCUCAGUUAGGUGAGUUCAACGUGACACUAGAGCCAGGAAGAUGUUCAGUGACGUCCAAACGUCUGAGACCACUUCCCCAAAGCUGUGUCAGACGUUUGGACGCAGAUGUAUGUUUUCUUCAUCUAGUUCAGAGUGACUCCAGCCUUGCACCAACAAAACCACAUUUCCGCUAUUACAUGUUUUGUGUAAAAAAAGAAAAGAAAAAAGUUUAGUAUAAAUGUUUGUGUUAUUAUAACCAUAGGAUUUGGAAGGGUGAAGAAAAACAAGCCAUUGUCCCGUGUGGUAAACUAAAGAUAACUGGUCGCCCAUUCAUUAUUUUUUAGUUUUUUUAAAUUGGUUUGUUUCCUUUUUAUAUACCCAACCUUGAAAAAAACUGUUUGAUACAUCUUUUUAUACAGAUACUUAAGCCUGGAAUGGAUGUUUUAUUUUGAGUGGAGUUUCGUGUUGAUAAAUUAUAUAUAUAUACAGUAAAUAAAUGAGAUCAUGAAUAAUGGGUAGAAAUCCAUGAAAUAAAACUAUAGCUUGUUAUAACUUGCAGUGUAAAAAAUAUAUAUGAUGAAAUGUAAUAAGCUAUGUGACGUUGAGGUGUAAACAAUCUUUGACUCGUAUGUGUUGUGGACAAGUCGAGGAUUGGGCUCUGAGUAAGGGCAGAUUGAGACAUCAGUGCCAAAAGUGGCAAUGAACCACCUCAACUUCUCAAAGACGGCAAACAGGCGACAUCACAACUUUGUGCAGCAGCUGUCUGGUACAGCUUCAAUCCACUCAGAGUUCAAAUGGAACUUGCUCUUUUUUGGCUUCCUGCUGUUAUUCAGUCUCAUAACAUGAUUUACUUUUGACCAUUAAAAUGAACUGAUAAGUGGCAGGUUUUUAUUUAUGUUUUGCAUCAACAGAAUAUAUCAACACGUAGAGCGGUAGAUUAUUUAGUCCAGCUAUGUUUGCAUUAAGAAUAAACCAUUGUUGCCUUUUGAGAGGAAAAGCUGUUUCAUACAUCAUGAAAUGUAAGUGGUUGACACUAUUGUACACGAAAGGACAAUGAAUUAUUAGUUUUGUACUUGAGACAACAAAUGGCAGAAGUGACAACUCAGACUGAGUACAUUUGAUGUGAGAAAGUUCUGGAAGAACAGCUAAUGUACAAAGGGAUUCGUGAUCUAGGUUUUAGGAGAAGUCCAGUAUUUUCCAACUUGGGCCCUUUGUUUCCCAAUUUGGGGAAAAAGUGGAUGUCCUGGACUGUCCCAGUUGGCCCAUUACAUUGUAGUCACGACUGCCAGUAGGGUGAUGAUCUACUGGACCCAUUCCAAAGGUUUUUACAAGUACCAUUAAUUUACACACCCACUUUCUAAACAGGGCCAAGAUUGAGGGGGAAAAAAAGAAAACAGAAUUCCUCUUUAGAUAUAAAAUGAUUCUUCUUCCCAUUUCUUAUGUUAGGUUGAGUUUCUGCAGAGAUCAGCGUAAAGAACGGUGAGGUGUCUUGCUUCCUGACGAGGUUGGAUGUUAAUGAAAACUCGCUAGUUACAACCAUCUGACCUGUGCGGUCUCACCCAGCUGCCUUAACACAAAUACAGUAAUGUGAGAUGACACAUGACACUGUUCAAGUGUUAGAAAGUGGUUUCUGUUCUAAGGCUGUGGUACACAGGGCUAUAACAUGUGACAAAUCUGAUGAGCUUCAAAUGGAACAGCUAACAGCAGCAUCUUGAAAUACCUGAAUGGACCGUUAGCUGCUGCGUUGCCUGAACAGACCCCCUUACCCCGAUUCCCCCCCCAGUUUGACCACAUAUCAAAACACUGUCGAUGUCAUUCCUCUUUAAGAUGACUGCCAUUAGUCCAAUGUUCUUGUUUUAGGGAUGGACAUCACUGCAGGUCAGGGACCAUUCCUGACAGUCUGCAAUGAAUCUGUUCCAUCAGCCACAAGCUGAUGUUUUCUGAAACUCAAAUAGAAGUUAAAGAUGUAUUAAAAAAAUAUAGAAUAUACUAUAAAUGUACAUGCGUUCCUAUUUUUGUGAAGAGGAAAUAUUUCCCAAUGACCUGAGCAAAGUAAAUAAAGUUUUCAUCUCUGAGUGAAUAA
Hippoglossus stenolepis (Pacific halibut) is the source of this 6241-nucleotide messenger RNA. It is a transcript of the gene zdhhc8b, whose product is annotated as zinc finger DHHC-type palmitoyltransferase 8b. Bases 974 to 3277 code for a protein of 767 amino acids. The record is from RefSeq and is a predicted model, not a curated record. Lineage: Eukaryota; Metazoa; Chordata; Actinopteri; Pleuronectiformes; Pleuronectidae. The transcript has 11 exons. Gene Ontology annotation, biological process: protein palmitoylation. Gene Ontology annotation, molecular function: palmitoyltransferase activity.